Coffea eugenioides is the source of this 2956-nucleotide messenger RNA. RefSeq lists its product as uncharacterized. Lineage: Eukaryota; Viridiplantae; Streptophyta; Magnoliopsida; Gentianales; Rubiaceae. The record is from RefSeq and is a predicted model, not a curated record. The transcript has 19 exons. Bases 155 to 2707 code for a protein of 850 amino acids.
GGAGUACAAACUGAUACUUCUCUCCGCCGGCAUUUUGAUAGAAAGCGGCAUAAUCUCUCCGGUCGAUCUCCUGCUGUCCUGCAUUUCGGUUUCUAUUUGGCGGUGAAAUCACCGCCUAGGUUGUGGCUUUAGAAAGAUAUUUGAAUAUUCAAAAAUGUUGCAAUGGAUGGGCGGAUCUCGGCGGAAAGUGACUUCCACAAGAAUGUCAACGCAGAAAAGGCAAAAACACUACUUUGAGCAGAAAAGGCGGCAACAGCAAGCGACCGGAGGGAGGAAAGAUUCUGAGGAGCACAAUAUCCAUGGGCAGCAUGCUGAAAAUAGUAGAUCUCUGGAUAUUCUAAGUUUUCAGAACUUAUCAACUGUUGUGCAACAGAACAAGUCAAAUUACCCUUUAGGAAACGAUGAAACAGAGCACCAUGCUCUGAACUAUCAAGCACUCAAGUGUCCACAAUCAAUACAAUGUUUUCAAGCUAACAAAUUCACACCUUCCGGCCCCUCUGAAGCUGAGGAAGCAAGACUUUCAUCAAGCUAUCAACCAGGCAGUUCAUACGCAAAGACGAUGUUGGUUAGCACUUCUGGUAAAGAUGCAAGAACUUUCAACUCAGAUGAUGACAAGAUGAAUCAUAUAAAAAUGGUCCCAGGGUAUCAAGAACUAGGUAUGAUGGACAUACUUGGAGAUGAUGAACCAAAUCUCCAUACUGGUUCAAGUUUAGAACGUGAAGCUCAUGCUGCAUUUUCAAUUGAAGGUGUUGGUAGAGUGGAAAUGGAGACUCCAGUUCAUACGCCAGUUCGUGCACCAGAGGUGCAUGGCAGAAACUUCUUGCAUGGUUGCUCUCCACCAUCAAAAGCUAUGAGGCCUGCUGACUCGUUCAACCUUAACAGCGAGCUGGUUAACCUUGAAUUUGAAUUGGAUGCUAUGAUGCAGGAAGUUGAUGUGCCCUUAUGUAAAAGUUCUAUGGAGCACUCUUUCUGUUCAAAGGACAUAUUGGGUUCUUUCAGCAAGCCAAAGCAAGAUUUGUUGGACACCAGAGAAUUCUCAAUAUUUGAUGACAAUGAUAAUGGUUUUACUGAUCUUUUCCAGAAUGAUGAACCAUUCUUCCACAAAACAGAGAGAAAUAGGCACAGUUGGGAUGCAACCUGUAGGCCUGUAACUGGCAAAAUUCUUGACGAGAGUGCUUUUGGUUCAUCUUGCAACAUUUGGAUGGAUCAAGAAGAUGCUUCUGAUGAUUAUUAUACCAUGGACUGCAGGAGUGAAGAAUUUACUUUUCAAGGCUCUUAUCGACAGAAGAGCAGGACUACAAUGAGAAAAUCAAAGAGACUCGGACAUAGAGAUUCACCUGAGCUAUAUGUGAAGCGCCAGAACUCAGAGAACUUUCAUGAUUCCACAAUUCCGGAGAUGACAUGGAGAUCUCCAGUUCACAGAGACCAUGAUGUUGGUGAUAUUGAUUACCAACCCACAUGGUCAUGCUUCAAAACUGAAGAUACAAGAGACAAUUUGAGUUUGCUGAGUGAGGAGUCAUGCUCGUCGAGCGCAGUGGGGGGUGUAUCGAAGAAAGGCACAUUGAACUCAACUGAGAAACAGACACCGAAAAGUGCUGAUUUUGGUUGCUCAGAGAACAUCUGUGGUGAAAACAUUAUGUAUGGGAGAGUAAAAACCUGCAAUAAGUUGGAGAUUAACCAGCAAGGGGACAACACAAAUGAGCAAGGAAAGCUUACAAGGAUUUCAAAUUCAUCAAGAUCGCAACCAGCUGAUAACUCAAAAAUGACUUCUGAGAAGAGGUUGAAAUCAGAGAAUGGCCGAUUGUUUGAGGGAGCAUAUGAUCCUGGCAAGACAAUUUCACGUCAUAAUCCUUAUCCCAGGACAUAUGAUACAAAUCCAAGCUCCAGACUUUGGAUUGAAGAUCUCUUUGGCACAUCCGGAGGUACCAAUGUGCAUGCUGAUUGCUCACCUUGUUGCAACCUGACAUCAGAAGAACAUGAUUCCCACCAACGUAAGUUGGAAAAAGUUACGCCAGUGUCAAGUAUGCUAAAUUUUUCUGAGCACUGCAAUAGGGGGUAUAAACCUCAGAAGUCAAUGCAUGGUCACAGUUUUCCAGAAUCAGAACUGCAAAGCAUUACCAGGGAGGAAGAUGAACGUUCUGAUCUCCCUGUAUCUGAACAUGGAAAGCUGGAGCAUUGGAGAGAGCGUUCCCGCUGCAGAAAAAGCUUAUUCUCAGGAUGUGGGAAGUUUAUCCAUGUAGCUGAUGUGGAAGACAAGUCUAGUGAUUGCAAGGAAUCCACUACUGAGGCUUCAAAAUUAUCCUCAGGAUGUCGGAAGUGUACUUGUACGCCUGAUGAGGAAGACAAGUCUAAUAAUUGCAAGGAAUUCACUAAUGGGACUUCAAAAGCCGGAGAGAAUGUGAAAGAAACGGAUUGUCUCCAAGAUGAAGAUGCAUCACCAUCUGGGGCUACUUCAAGUAUUGAUGGCAAUUCGUCCCAUGUAGAUGCUAAAUGUCAGCUUACUGCUCAGAGCUCUUUUUUGCAUCAAACUGGAUCCGGAGCAAAUCUGGAAGAAGGAUUUGGGCAUGAAGAAAGGACAGGAAGUGAGGAGAAAAGUAGUAUUGAGUCAACAUGCCAGGUGAUGACGCUUGAUAGCUGUGUCCUGCAACUUCUUUGCAUUCAGGUACUGAAGGAAGCAUCUGCUAAGGUAACGGGGAAGAAGGCUUGAAGCUUUGAGCAUAUUGAAUUCCUUGGCUUGUCCUGCAUUGCCCCUACAACUUUUUCUUCUGCUAAAAGUUUGUCAAGGGAUAUUUACGAGCAAUUAGACCUCAGAUUAUUUGGCAUGACUUUGCUUUGUCCACAAUACUACUCUCUUGCUUGACUGGCAGUUCUUUGAUUAGUGUGAAGUGAAUGGAAAAGGAAUGGGCCGCAAGCAGAAUUUAUUUCUUUUUCCCUUUUUUUUUGGGGCCUCAUGAGA